GAUCGUGACGACCUGAAUGGAAAGCUUAAGUCUCUACAGACAACCGCCAGAGGUUUAGAAAGAGAUUACGAGAAUAAGAAGAUGGAACUUGAACGAUCAGAAGGCCAUGUUACGGACAUGAAGUCCCACUUCAGUCAAAUGAGUGCACUGAUGAGCUCUUUCCCACAAGACCCGACGCCACGGGCACAAGGGCCUGUCAUGGAGAGUGCCAAUGGAGCAGGUUCCUCUGGCAGAUCACAAGAAUCUCCCCAGAGAGCUUCCCUCCGACAAAGCCUCCGCGGAGAUGGCAACCCCGAGGAGGACGAGGAGGAUGACGAUGAGGACCCGGUUGACCCAAGACUGCUCCCACGUCGCAAAGAGGGGAGCCAUUGGGUCCAUGGUGUAAGUCUUAAUGUUCUCUCUUCUCACAUUCUAGAGACGAUAAGCCGAUAA
This is a messenger RNA of Hymenoscyphus albidus, 432 nucleotides long. Lineage: Eukaryota; Fungi; Ascomycota; Leotiomycetes; Helotiales; Helotiaceae. The record is from the annotation of a GenBank genome assembly.